CAGGGUAUGAGCUGAGCAACCUGGCCGGCCCCCCUUCUCAAUCCGGGAAACGGUACGCAAGUAGGAGAAGUACGCGAGUAGGAAUGUCAAACAGGACAGGAGCUAGGAAAGCACGUUGUGUCUGUGCCUGCCCUCUUGUCUGUCAGCUGAUUGCUUUUUUUUGCCUUUGCUUCCCAUCGACUUCACUUCCGCCGCCGUCAUGCCUUCCUUCGUGCCCGUUGAGCAGGCGGCCUUCGAGGUCGGCCAGCGGAUGCAGAACGACCACCAGCUGGUUCAGGAGGCAGAGGAGGCCUUCCGCACCGUCUGCGAGCAGGAUGCUGAGAUCCAGCUGGCCGCGAGAGAUGCGGAGAGGGUCCAGCUGCAGAAGCGCAGAGAGGCGAUCCAGCUAUUUGGCUCGGGGGAGCGUCAGGACCUGCCGACCUGGUCGGCUGGACGUGCUUGAACUACAAGGUGCGCAAGCACGACGGCUUCGCGCGCUUGCUCAAGGUCAAGGACAGCCGCCUGAAGGGAUUCGUCAACGCCACCGAUUCAAGAAGGCCUCGCGGGAGAAGCGCUACGACAAGUGCGUGGAUCUCCUUUUGCCCGACUACAUGUACUGAUGUACACGAUGCUUGUACUUCCUUGAAGUGCUCUCAUGCCUGAUGUUGCAUGGAAGGGAUAUGGCAAUGCGGGCAAUUCGUUAUCUCAAUCUCUCGAUCCCUUUGUUUGUGGUUGGGCGCCCAGAGUUUUUGCUAGAACAUGGGACGGUCAGCCAGAUCUGUGCUCGUGGGACUUCGUCAAUCAGUUCAAUCCUCU
Vitrella brassicaformis is the source of this 795-nucleotide messenger RNA. The record is from the annotation of a GenBank genome assembly. NCBI's taxonomy places the organism in Eukaryota, Vitrellaceae.